AUGUCUGACUCUGAGGAUGAGAUUGAAAACAAACUCCGUAGCGUCUCCCAGACUAUGGUGAGACGGUCUGUGUUUAAAAUCACGCAGUGUGUGGAGGACAGUGUCGGGAGUGAAAUGGCGCAGCUGAAGAAGGAAAACGAGACCCUGAAGUGGAGAUUGCAGCUGUGGGAGAAGGAGUCGGGAGCAGGAGGAGAUCGGGGACAGACACAUCAUGUUCGAUACACGCUUCCGUGGGAAGUCACUGCAGGAAUAAAAGAAGAAAUGGACACGAAACUGGAGCUCUCAGGCUCAGAGGCCAGUGCUCUCCCUGAUGCUGGGGAAAGGGCUCCUUUUGAACAGCAGCACAAUGAGGAGGAGUGGGGGUCCAGUCUGAUGCAGGAGACAGAGCUCACUGCUGCAGAAGGGAAAGAGAAACGCAGUGAGCAGCACACAGAGAGCAGACAGAGUGUCGAGGAUCUGGACUCUGUGCCCAUGAUGAAGAUAGAACCUGAGAAACUUAAAGAAGAACUGAGUGAGUUUAAUCUUACAGAGCAGGACAUAGAGCCCCAGUUGAUUGACCCUGCAGAACUGGAGAAGGAGCCCCAGGUGAUUCACACUGCUGAGCAGCACACUAAGGGACACAAUGGGGAAAACAAAUCUCAGUUUCAGUACACAGAGCAAGACCAUUCCAUGGAGCAUUUGCAGAAUAAGAGACCCCAGCACGAUCAGAGGAUGAGGAAGAAUCACUCAAGGCGUUGCUCAGAUGGAGUGGACAAACUGCCAUUACGGCACAGGGAGGAGCAGCGUUUCUGUCAGUCUAGCAUUUCAAAACCCUACCAGCACCUUCACACAGGAGAGAGACCAUUCAGCUGCAGUCAGUGUGUGAAGAGAUUUAGAGACUCAAGUGCCUUAAGAGUCCACCAGCGCAUUCACACAGGAGAGAGACCAUUCAGCUGCAGUCAGUGUGGUAGGAGUUUUAGUCAGUCAAGUCACUUAAAAAGACACCAGCGCAUUCACACAGGAGAGAGACCAUUCAGCUGCAGUCAGUGUGGGAAAAGUUUUAGUGCUUCAAGUCACUUAAAAACACACCAGCAUAUUCAUGCAGGAGAGAGACUAUUUACAUGCAGUCAGUGUGGGAAGAGUUUUAGAAACUCAAGUAACUUAAGAACCCACCAGCGUAUUCACACAGGAGAGAGACCAUUCAGCUGCAUUCAGUGUGGGAAGAAGUUUAUUAGGAUAAACCACUUACAAACACACCAGCGCAUUCACACAGGAGAGAGACCAUUCAGCUGCAGUCAGUGUGGGAAGAGCUUUAGUGACUCAAGUACGUUAAGAGCCCACCAGCGUAUUCACACAGGAGAGAAACCAUUCAGCUGCAGUCAGUGUGGGAAGAGUUUUAGUCAGUCAAGUACCUUAAGAGCCCACCAGGAUGUUCACACAGGAGAGAGGCCAUUUAGUUGCAGUCAGCGUGGGAAAAGUUUUAGUGACUGA
This is a messenger RNA of Lepisosteus oculatus (spotted gar), 1470 nucleotides long. The record is from RefSeq and is a predicted model, not a curated record. NCBI's taxonomy places the organism in Eukaryota, Metazoa, Chordata, Actinopteri, Semionotiformes, Lepisosteidae.